Acanthoscelides obtectus is the source of this 147-nucleotide messenger RNA. The record is from the annotation of a GenBank genome assembly. Lineage: Eukaryota; Metazoa; Arthropoda; Insecta; Coleoptera; Chrysomelidae.
AUGUUUGCCUACUAUCACCAAAUUCAUCAAUCUAUAGUUAUCUAUGGUGAAAUAGCCAAAAAGUACUCAAAACAGAGACAGGUCGUACGGAAAAGUCAAAUCUGUUUGAACGCUCAAAAAGUUCUGACGACGGCGCACAUAUUCUGA